This is a messenger RNA of Ectocarpus siliculosus, 2976 nucleotides long. NCBI's taxonomy places the organism in Eukaryota, Phaeophyceae, Ectocarpales, Ectocarpaceae. The record is from the annotation of a GenBank genome assembly.
AUGGUUUCCACCGAGGAGGCGUUGUCGGGAUUCAACAACCCGGGCGUCCUCGCCGUGGGCUCCCUCUUCGUGGUAAUCAAGGGUGUGGAACGUUCCCGGCUUGCCGACAGAGCCGCCAAGCACGUCUUCGGGUUGAGGACCGGUUUUACCGCGGGCCUUCUCCGCCUCAUGGGCCUCGCCUUCCUCCUGUCGGCGUUCCUGAACAACACGCCGGUGGUGGCGAUGUUGAUACCCAUCACUAAGGACUGGGCGGUCACGCGAGGCUUCAACCCAGCGCUGCUGCUGAUGCCGCUUUCCUACGCGUGCAUCUUCGGAGGCCUGGUGACCAUCAUCGGCACCUCCACUAACCUCGUGGUGCAGGGCUUGGUGAUGGAGUGGGGCGAGGAAGGCCUGGGCUUCUUUGAGCCGGGGUACAUCGGCCUGCCUCUCGGGGUGGUGGGUAUGCUGUACCUCUCGGUUGCGGCGCCGCGCAUCCUCGCAGGGGCCGGGGGCGGCGACCGCGGCGGGCGUAGCGGAGAGCGGGAGGAAGAGCUGUUGACAGAGGUGCAGUUGUCGCACGACUUCGCGUACAUCGGAAAGCCCGUCGCGGUCGUCCUGGCACGACUAGGCCUCCCGGCCGAAUCUCUCAUCAAGAUCCGACGGAGGACAGCGGCGGCGGCGCCGAGGGUGGCGGCGGCGUUUCCAGCGGCAGUGAGCCCCCUGCGGGAGGUUUACCGGGACUUGGACAAUGGAAGGACCGGUUCGCCCGCGUUACCGGGUCGCAGAAAACGUCUGGAAGAAGGGCCGAGCUCCGCUGCUGCAUGCCCUUCUCCAGGCAGGGGGACUGCCGGCAGCAGCUCCUCCCCGAUGCGACGCCGGAAGGGUUAUCCCGGGACAGCAGACGGGCCGACUCCUGCUGUCGUCGUAGCCCGCGGCGCGGGAGCGCUGCUGCCGUCAUCGCUGUCGUCGUCCUCAUCGACGACCAUGGCCCUAUCCCCGUCGCAGCACUCAGGCAGACCAAGCGCGCUACCAUCGCGGGGUCGCCCUUUCUCGAGCGGUGUUGCCGGUAGAGGGCCGCCGAGCGGCACAGCCGACGACGACGACGACGACUUCGACGACAUCUAUCCCGUUUCCCCCUCGGAAGCCGUGCGGGCCGGAGACGUCCUCGUGGUGAGCCGGCCCCAGGCCACCAUGACCGCCUUCUUGGGGUCCGUCCUGAGCUCGGGCGAGAGGGGGCUCGAGGUGCUCGGCGCGAGCGCGGCGCAGCUGCAGAGAGCGCCGACAGCAGCACCGUCAGGCGACACGGCGGUGGAGCCCGCCGCUGCGUUCCUGGAGCUAGUCCUGUCCGGUCGCAACCACUUCGUCGGACGGCGGCCCUCGGGGCACGAGGGCGCCGCGCUGGCGUCUCGCUACGGUUGCCGGAUCCUCGCCGUGCGCCACGCCGCUGACAGCAGCAGGACGGCUCAAAGAGAGGGCGGGGAGAUGCUGGCGGCGCCCCUGGCGGCCGGGGGGGAUGUGGCCAUCUCCGCUCUCGAGCGCAGGCACGGGGGGCGGUCCUUUGCCCGUAAGGAGGAAGGCGUGGAGAGUCCCCUGCGCGGCGGGGGCGGCAGCGAAGAUGAGAGGCAACGCACCGCAGGGUCUGGCGCUGUCGUGCACGGCCACGAUGAUGAUGAUGAUGGUCCGGUGGGUCUCGCUGCCGCGGAGGGGAGCGUGAAGGUGGCGAGGCGGCCGCUGGCGCCCGGGGACGUUGUCCUCGUUGUCGCCGACGAAACGUUCUCGGGACUGUGGCAGGAUGCGCCGGAGUUCGACCUGGUUUCGCGGGUCAGCGCCGUUCCGAAGGCGGUGGUCCCGUACGAUUAUCUGUCUUUGCUGGUGUUCUGCGGCAUGCUGGGGUGGGUGCUGUUCUCCAGCGUCACCAUGGUGCGAGCGGCGUUCGCUGCCGGAGGCGUGUUGAUAGUGGGGGGAUGGGUGGACCCUAGGAAGAGCGUGGGCUACGUCGACUGGUCCUUGCUGCUGCUGGUCGGGUCAGCGCUCGGGCUGAGCAAGGCCAUCGCUAACAGCGGGCUCGCGGGGUACGCUGGGAAUGCCAUCAAAGAUUCUGGGAUGAGCGCCUCUGCCAGCCUCUACCUCCUGUACGGAUUCACCAUGGUGUGCACGGAGCUGAUCACCAACAACGCAGCGGCUGCACUCGCGGUGCCGAUCGCCCUCAGCAUAGCCAAGGAGCUUGAUGCGAGCUACAAACCCUUCGUCUUGACGGUGAUGAUGGCUGCAUCGUCGUCGUUUAUGACGCCCAUCGGCUACCAAACCAACACGAUGGUGUGGGGUCCAGGGGGCUACGAGUUCAGCGAUUUCAUACGGCUCGGAACUCCUCUGUCCCUCAUAUACAUGAUCGUCGGCAGCUUUCUCAUGCCCUGUCUGUUCCCGUUUUGACAAGGUUCAAGUGUGGCCAGCCCAUGGCGGGGUACAAUCUGCGUGGAAAGUGUGUGUACAGCGUGGGGUGGGCAUCGUGUGUGUUGUUUUUGUGCCACUUGGGUGAGUUUUGUUUUGCGACUUUUUUGGCCUCUGCAAUUCGUUUUCGCGUGAAAACCGUCUUUAUCCAUCUGCGUUUGUUCCUCGGUAGGGGCGUUGUGUGCUGAUUGUUUCUUUUUACCUCCAAGAAUUUGGAAGUAAUCGAAAGCUUUGGAACUGACUAGGGCCCAGGAACUUUGGAACGGUACUGAUGUAGUAGCUUUCAAUUUCUUUCGGAAAUUUCCAACUUUUUGCCAUUGAUACCUUGUUUGAUACAUACUGUAGCUUCGCAAAGGUUCCCCACGUUAACAUUCCAAUUGGAAAAAUUGCCAUGUACAAAACGCCUAUGGCGUCGCUCGUAGAACGUGAGUGAUUCGUGUGAAUCCGAUGGAAAGGAUUAAGAUCAAUGGCCGUGGUGUGUCUCUGUUUUUAGCAUCGACCAUGCUAGCUGGCUGACCAAGGAAAGACGACAGUACCAGCCGUGCGUGC